AAUUUUGGAUUGAAAAUUUGACCUCAACAGAAUUAGCACGUGGCAGAUAUCAAGGGCCUCACAAGACAGAGGGCGGAGUUCUUGCCAGGCCUCGCCUCCUCUGUCCGGAAUCCGGUUCCAGUAUAUGAAAACAAACUUGGAAUGUUACGUGGUAGGAUAUCUCAUUCGCCACAAGACCCAAACCUCCCCUUCUCCAAAGGGCCGGCCACCGGCGUGUUGCAACAUCGGCGGAAAACGAAACAGAACUGUAAGCAGUAGCAGGAAAAGGUGUUGAGAAAGAAGUGGGGAAAGGUCAUUAGUUGAAAUAGUAAGCGGCGAACCAGUUGGGAUUUGUGAACAAUUGGCCACAUCGAAACUUGAUGGCUACCAACAACGACGAUGGCAAUGGCUGAGAUGACGACGAUCUUUUUUUGCGCCAACGGGUGACAAUGCCGGCGGGAAUACCUCACCUGUGUAUUAUAGUUAGAACAGCUCCAACUGAUAGCAUUCAUCAUGUCAAGGUUUCUUUCAUUUGGAAACAUUCACACAAUCACACGUUUUCUUCUCGUAAACCAGAGGAACAGCUUUGCAGAAGUAAAGAAGAAUGCAAUACUUUUCACCCUCGCUCUAACUUCCUCCAUGAGCAGGUCAUAUUCAUCCCGUAGUUUUUCAAGUCAAGGACAUGCAUCAAUUAGAUUAUACAAAGUGAGGGAGAAUUUAUACAAGGCUGUAUAUUCCAAGAACCUCACUUUUUUCUCAGCAAGUGAUUAUGUGACACAUCAUGCCCAAGUAGCUUGGAAAAGGCUUUCGCAUAUAUGUUCAUAUGGAGGCUCACCGUUCCCACCAAUAAGUAGGAUCGCUUGUGCCGUCAGCUUGGCAUUGGCCAGAUCACACCUGGUUGCUCCUAGCAUUUUUGCCUUUAUUAUAGGAGAGGUUGCAUGGACUCAAAGAACUUGGGCAGAUGCUGAGUACUUCCCUAAAGGGAACAAUCUAUACAUGCAUGCACGGGAUGGACAUGUUUAUCUGACGUCGGUUGUGUUCUCAGUCUUGGAGGGUGCUAUUUUGUUUUUGAGAUUUAUAUAUUUGGCAAUUUUGUUUUCUCCUGCAAUGACAAUGGCUCCAUUUGUAGAUUGUUUCAAUGGUUGUAUUAGGAAAACAUGGCUUCACCUUGUCCAUCGUACACUAGAAAUAGCAGGCCCAGCAUUCAUAAAGUGGGGUCAGUGGGCAGCCACCAGACCAGAUCUCUUCCCUAAGGAUCUAUGUACUGAGCUUACGAAGCUUCACGCAAAAGCACCACCACAUACCUUUGCCUACACAAAGAGGACUAUUGAGAAAGCAUUUGGCCGCAAGCUUCCUGAAAUUUUUGAAAAUUUUGAAGAAGAACCUGUAGCAUCUGGAAGUAUUGCCCAAGUGCAUCGAGCUUCUUUGAGAUUUCGGUACCCUGGUCAAAAGGUCAAGCCCAUUGUAGUUGCUGUGAAAGUUAGACAUCCUGGAGUUGGUGAAAUAAUUAGGAGGGAUUUUGCGAUUAUUAAUGUGAUUGCCAAAAUAUCAAAUUUCAUCCCUACCUUGAAGUGGUUGAGGUUGGAUCAAAGUGUCCAGCAAUUUGCUGUUUUCAUGAUGUCUCAAGUUGAUCUUGCAAGGGAAGCUGCUCAUUUGAGUCGGUUUAUUUACAAUUUCCAAAGAUCAAAAGACGUGUCCUUUCCUAAGCCUUUGUAUCCACUUGUUCAUCCUGCUGUCCUGGUGGAAACUUUCGAGAAAGGAGAAAGCGUUUCCUACUAUGUUGAUAAGCUUGAAGGAAAUAACAAUAUUAAAAGUGCACUUGCCCGCAUUGGGGUUCAUGCACUUCUGAAGAUGCUUCUGGUGGACAAUUUUCUCCAUGCAGACAUGCAUCCUGGAAAUAUCCUUGUCAGGGUGGCCCAUAGCAAAUCUUCGCUCAAGCCCAAGCCUCAUGUCAUUUUCCUUGAUGUAGGCAUGACUACUGAGCUUUGUAAGAGUGAUCGAGAGAAUUUACUGGAGUUCUUUAAGGCUGUUGCCCUUCAAGAUGGCCGCAUUGCUGCGGAGUCCACACUGAGAUUGUCAAAACAGCAGAGCUGCCCGAAUCCUGAGGCCUUCAUUGAGGAGGUGGAGAAGGCAUUCAGUUUCUGGGCUACUCCAGAAGCGGAUGGUUUCAAUGCUUCUGAGUGCAUCCAGCAAUUGCUUGAGCAAGUUCAACGUCAUAAAGUCAACAUUGAUGGCAAUGUUUGUACUGUGAUGGUUACUACUUUGGUUCUUGAGGGCUGGCAGAGGAAGCUUGACCCAGAAUACAAUGUGUUGCACACAUUGCAGACACUGCUUUUGAAAGCUGACUGGGAAGAAUCUCUCAUCUACACAAUUGAAGGACUCAUGGCCCCAUAGAAGCUGGCAGUGACUUGAAAGAUAAACUUAGUUUAAGUUACUGAAAGCAUGUCACAGUGGACAAUACACUAUAACAUUGUGAUUUAUGAAUAACGACGAAAAGGAAAAAAGAGAAUUGGCUGAAGGGUUUUUAAGGAAGUCUGGAGACGCCAAAGAAUCUGAUACCAACAGGAUCCAUCCUUUAUGUGGAGAGGAAUGUCCUUGUUUUGGAGGAUCUAGUUGGGGGCAUCCUUAAAAAUGUGUAAGAUAUAAUUUGCUUUUUCACAAACAAUUCACAGGCGCAUGGAUUUGAACAUACUGUAAUUUUAUGAUCCUCUGCUUGCUUCUUUAUUGUUAUGCAAAGUUGAUGGGGAAGAAAUAUUGGGGAUAUUUUGUCAUGCAGAAACUCAACAUACUAGCCGAGUGAAUUUUUUUGGAUGAAAAUGACAAUGUACUUUGAUCCGUUUUACUUUUA
This is a messenger RNA of Macadamia integrifolia, 2827 nucleotides long. RefSeq lists its product as uncharacterized. The transcript is spliced from 6 exons. Lineage: Eukaryota; Viridiplantae; Streptophyta; Magnoliopsida; Proteales; Proteaceae. Bases 493 to 2373 code for a protein of 626 amino acids. The record is from RefSeq and is a predicted model, not a curated record.